This is a messenger RNA of Trypanosoma grayi, 924 nucleotides long. RefSeq lists its product as hypothetical. The coding region runs from base 1 to 924 and encodes 307 amino acids. Lineage: Eukaryota; Euglenozoa; Kinetoplastea; Trypanosomatida; Trypanosomatidae. The transcript has a single exon. The record is from RefSeq and is a predicted model, not a curated record.
AUGGCACGCUCGAGGUCCUCUUCGUCGUCCAAUGAUGACGGGGACAGCUCUGCCAGCGACAGCGGUAGCGAAGCUUCAUCGUCGUCGUAUUGCGGUAGCAAAUCAUCGUCAUCAUCGUUGGCAUCAUCGACCGCCUUAUCGUGUGUGUCUGACAAUGGGCGUAGUAAGCCGGUAAAGGACAGCUGUGACGCGCUGGCGGUGGAGCGCAUGGAGCGCGAGCAGCGGCUCCGUCGUUUGCUCUCGCAGCGCAAAGUGGGCGACGCGACACCCAUUGAUGAUGGAAAAAACAUGGAGCCUUUUACUUUUCGAAGAGGCGCUCUUAACGAGGACGAUGGUGUGCUUCUUUCGACGUUUACUAACGCCUCGUUGUUUGGGCGGCUGCUCGCUCUUCUGUCUCAGUAUGAGCACUCUGCACGUUCGCACAGCCUUGACGAAGUACUGGCAGCCGCCAACCCCUUAUUUUACCGCAACUUCAAGGCGACACUGGAAGACGCUGCAGCACCGCCCCCACUGCGGGAUGGGGCAACUGUUCGCAGUGAAUGCGCGCAACUUGAUCACAGUGGCAUUAUUGUUCAUCGGCGAAAGCGAGAGAAGUCGGCGCACGCUGUAGACCGCGAUGCUGGCGUGCGGCGGCGCCGUGUCACUGAGACCCAGGCAUGGCCACACGGAGGCUCCGCGACGUCUGGUAUCAUUGCCAAAUCAUUACAGAAUUGGGAGCAGCACUUGUCUGCGGAGUUGAAGCAAGAGGGCGUCUCCCUUGAGAGCUUCAGGCAGCAGCGGCACGACAGUAGUUACUUGGAGGAGAGGCGGUUUCUGCAGGAUGCGCAGUGGGCUGAUUACCAGCGUGAGCUGCAGCUGGAAGAGAAGCGACGAGAGCAAGAGGCGAAACGAACGAUUCGUCGCGGUGAGAGCGAUGCGAUUUGA